AUGAUGAAGUCCCUCCUUCCCUGCGCUCUCGCCGUGUUGUCCGCAGUGUGCGCCCAGGCAAACGAAUGGCACGCCUACUACCGCCUCACACCUGACGCUUACCAAAAGAAGUUCGACGAGAUGGUUGGCCAAGGCUACCGUCUGAACUCUGUGAGUGGGUAUGAACACGAUGGCCAGCCUAAUUUCGCUGUCAUUUUUGAGAAAAAGCCCUCCGCCCCCUGGCAGUCGUACUCUGGCCUCAGCUUCAAGGCACAUGACGAAAAAUUCAAUGAACUGCAAGCGCAAGGAUACCAUGUUGCGCAAGUCAAUGGAUACACGAUCGACGACAAGGACUACUAUGCCGCCGUUUGGGACAAGUCUCCCGUCAUUGCGUGGCAGUCUCGCACCGGUAUGUCUGAAUCCGGCAUGCAGGCAUACUUCAAUGAAUAUGCGCGCCAGGGCUAUAAGCUCACACAUUUGAGCGGGUAUGAGGUGGCCAACGAGACCCGCUUUGCCACAGUCUGGGAGAAGGCCAAUGAAAAAGCCGCCUGGUGGUCGCAGGCCAAUCUGACCAGCGAUGAGUAUCAAGCCACCUUCGACAAGCUCAAGAGUGAGGGCUACCAAGCGGUCGACAUCGACGGCUAUCAAGUUAAUGGUACUGUCUUCUAUGCUGGAAUCUGGGAAAAGACACCCUCUCGGGCUUCAAUUACCCGUUAUGACUUGGAUUCGUCAACCUUCCAGGCCGACUUCAAUCAAUACCGCGCCCAGGGCUAUGUGCUACGCACUUUUAGUGGCUAUAAUGUGGGCAAGGACGAUCGCUAUGCCGCCAUCUGGGUGAAGCCGUAA
Penicillium argentinense is the source of this 825-nucleotide messenger RNA. RefSeq lists its product as uncharacterized. The transcript has a single exon. NCBI's taxonomy places the organism in Eukaryota, Fungi, Ascomycota, Eurotiomycetes, Eurotiales, Aspergillaceae. The record is from RefSeq and is a predicted model, not a curated record. Bases 1 to 825 code for a protein of 274 amino acids.